Messenger RNA from Acomys russatus (golden spiny mouse), 1093 nucleotides. RefSeq names its product complement C1q binding protein (gene C1qbp). NCBI's taxonomy places the organism in Eukaryota, Metazoa, Chordata, Mammalia, Rodentia, Muridae. Gene Ontology annotation, biological process: cytosolic ribosome assembly. The record is from RefSeq and is a predicted model, not a curated record. The transcript has 6 exons. Gene Ontology annotation, cellular component: mitochondrial matrix. The coding region runs from base 40 to 879 and encodes 279 amino acids.
GGCCCGGUCGUCCUUCCCUCCGCACGUGUCCGCCCCGCUAUGCUACCUCUGCUGCGCUGCGUGCCCCGCGCCCUGGGCGCCGUCGCCACGGGCCUUCGCGCCGCCGUCCCCGCCCCGCCGCUUCGGCAGCUACUGCAGCCGGUGCCCAGGCCGUGCCUCCGGCCCUUCGGUCUGCUCAGCGUGCGAGCGGGCUCCGCGCGGCGCUCCGGCCUCCUGCAGCCCCCGGAGCCCUGCGCGUGCGGCUGUGGCUCUCUGCACACCGAAGGAGACAAAGCCUUUGUUGAGUUCUUGACUGAUGAAAUUAAGGAAGAGAGGAAAAUCCAGAAGCAUAAGUCCCUUCCCAAGAUGUCUGGAGACUGGGAGCUGGAAGUGAAUGGGACGGAGGCUAAAUUAUUGCGCAAAGUUGGUGGAGAAAAGAUUGCUGUCACUUUCAACAUUAACAAUAGCAUCCCUCCAACGUUUGAUGGCGAGGAGGAGCCCUCCCAAGGGCAGAAGGCUGAAGAACAGGAGCCGGAACUGACAUCAACUCCCAAUUUUGUGGUUGAAGUUACCAAGAGUGAUGGCAAGAAGACCCUCGUGCUGGACUGUCAUUACCCUGAGGAUGAGAUCGGACAGGAAGAUGAAGCAGAGAAUGACAUUUUCUCUAUCAAGGAAGUUAGCUUCCAGAGCACUGGUGACUCUGAAUGGAGGGACACUAACUACACACUCAACACGGAUUCCCUGGACUGGGCCUUGUAUGACCACCUAAUGGAUUUUCUCGCGGACCGAGGGGUGGACAACACUUUUGCGGACGAGUUGGUAGAGCUCAGCACAGCCCUAGAGCACCAGGAAUACAUCGCUUUCCUUGAGGACCUCAAAAGCUUUGUCAAGAGCCAGUAGACCCGGCAGAGACUGGAGGCCUGAGUUCAAAUGGCAGCUUUGGCCAGUGAACAAAAGCUGCCUAGACAUCAGAAUUAUGCUUUGAAAUGGCUGCCAUCCUAAUAUCAUGUGAGGAACAAAGCAAGCUUAACAGUUUGUUGCUGUUACACUUCCAUUUGCUGUUCAUUUGGGUUUUUUCUUCCCCUAUACAAAUCUAUUAUUUGUAGAUUUUUGU